This is a messenger RNA of Ctenocephalides felis (cat flea), 4401 nucleotides long. Its product is annotated as RRP12-like protein. NCBI's taxonomy places the organism in Eukaryota, Metazoa, Arthropoda, Insecta, Siphonaptera, Pulicidae. The record is from RefSeq and is a predicted model, not a curated record. Bases 232 to 4347 code for a protein of 1371 amino acids. The transcript has 21 exons.
ACGUUCAACACAUAGAUAAAAGAAGAGUAUAUAGAUCGCUCUGGUUCAACAUUUGAGUGCAACGUUUGAGUUCGUAUCUAUGUAAGUUGACAAGUGGUGCUAUGGUUCAUCAAUUCCCAACAUGUGAUUUUUGUUAGGUUAUGUAUAGGAUUGUAAUAUUUUGGUGAUAUUUGCUGAAGUUGAAAGUUUCUGAAAUAUUUAAUUAUAAUAAUCUUCUAAGCCUCUAUCAUAAUGGGUAAAUUUAGAUCUAAGCUUAAAGGACAAACGAAAGGGAAAAAAUGGGCUAAAGGACAAUCAUCUAGUUCCAACCCUACAACUCAAAAAUUCAGAAACUUGGCGAAAUCGAAUUUUUUCCAAGAAAAUUUAGGGUCAAGUUCUGGGUUAACAAUAAAUGCUUUACACAAGCAUGAUGCUAUGCAUAGUUAUGCUAUUCAACCAGCUGGUGUGGGAGAUUUGGCAGAAAGUCUUCAUAGUGUUAAAAUUGAUGAUGAAAAUGCAUCUCAGAUUACCGCAGAAACUGCGACACAAUCAUGUGGCACUUUCAGAACUUUUCAAACAUUUGCUUCUGACUGGAGUGAAUGCACAAAUGUUUCUUUUUCAAAGCUUUUAAAUGGGUUCAGAUCUGACUCUGCGUUGCAUAAAGAAAUGUUAGCAAUACUUGCUGCUAUAACAGAAUUACUCAAAGACAAAGAUGGAAAACAAACAUCUACUGAAUAUUACUUGGCAUUGAUGGAAAUUCUCAAUCAAGAUCAGGAAGAGAAUGGUUCUCAUGCUGUGCUUUCUUUACUUUCAAUGGGAAUUAAGACUGUUCCUGAGUCAGUUAUUAAACUUAAAUUCUCAGAAUUUUCAAAGAUAUUUAUGGACCAGUUGGAAAAGUUUUGUAACACAGAUAAUCAAAAUCUUCUCAGAUGUCUAUUGGGAUGCAUUUCGGUUCAACUAAGAGCAUUAGAUCUGGCACAAUGGUCAAAUUCAUCAACUUUGCAAAUGUUUGAUGCAGUCAUGGCAUUUUCUAUACAUUCUAAACCUAAGCUUCGUAAGGCUGCUCAACAUGCAGUUUGUGCUAUAAUUCGAGGAAGUAGUUUUAUGUUAAAAGAAGAUGGUCCUAAACUACAUCCUGCUGCUGGAAAGGUUUCAAAGUUUUGUAAGAUGCAGAUGAAACCAGAACUUGAAGUUUCUUCUCAAACAACCACACUUCAUAUUUUAACAUUAUUAAAAGAUGUUUUGUACAUGUUUCCUAGGGAUGAUAUAAAGUCUACAUGCGAACGAAUACUAUCUAUGAUGACCGGCAACAAUAUUUUAGUACGUACCUGUUGCUUGCAGACCUUACACUCUUUAUUCCUCAUGUCAUCUGAUAAUAAUAAAAUUAAAAAUAUGACUGAUGAUGACAUUUUGGAAUUGAAUAAAAAAAAAUCAUUCAGCACAAAUUUAACAUACACAUUGGCAGCACAAUUAAUAAAAGCUUUGUAUGACUAUAGACCUGACAAAAAUGAUGUUAGACAAACGAUGGCCUGGGUUACUGUAAUGCAGCAAGGGCAUAUUUGUCUAUCUUGUUUAGAUUUGGAUUCAAGCAUUAAUAUUAUACCUCAAUUUAUUACAACAUGCACAACUGAUUUGUGGCUAUCAGACCAAGUUGAUAUUGCAAAUGCUGGUACAAUUGCUUUACGAGAAGUUCUUUAUGAAUCAAUAGCUCCAAUAUGCAAUUCACUUCUUGGUGUCCAAAAGCAUAAAGCUAUUUUGGAGAAAAUUUUUCAAACUAUAUCAAAAGCAUUGACUGUACCUUUUGGACAUGCAGCUGAUAACGUUGUGAAUAUUUUGGCGGCAUGCUUUGAUGUGUCCGGUAGAAAUUGUGCAGAACUGCUUGCUGAUCCAUUGAAAAUAUUGGGUGAACGUAGAGACCCCUCAUCACAAACGAUAUCAAAAUCUCAACUUGGGCAAAUUGAUCAUGCAAUUGCCACUGCUGUUAAGACUAUGGGACCAGAAUUUGUAUUAAAAUGCAUUCCCAUUACUGGUGCAUCUGGUGAAAUUGAUAUAAAUAGAACUUGGGUUUUGCCAAUUCUGAGGGACAAGAUACGUGGUUCAACAUUGGAAUUUUUUGGCAGUCAUAUUUUACGUUUGGCAUCUGCUUGUAAACGUGCAUCUGAACAAUUUUUACAAGAAGGAAAGAAAAAUGAUUCUGUUACUUAUGAUUUACUGUGUUCACAAUUAUGGGGUUUAUUUCCUGGAUUUUGUAAUUCUCCUACUGAUAUUAAAGAAAGUUUCAAAAAAAUUGCAAAAGUAUUAGGAGAUACAUUAGCACAACAUUCUGAGCUCAGAACCCCUGUAAUGCAGGGUUUGAGAAAGCUCAUAAAUAGUGCAGAAGGAGAUGAAAUAAAUGAAUUAGCACGAUUUUCUAAAAAUUAUUUACCCUUACUGUUGAAUAUAUAUACUACACCAGCUGCAGGAGGAUAUGGACAAGGACAACGAUUAUCUGCUUUGGAAACAAUACAGAUUUACUUAACCAUUACUCCAGCAGAUAAGUCUGAAGAGAUUUUCAAAAACUUAAUGACUAAAAUUAAUGAGGUUGAAAAUGAAUCAGACUUUGCUUUAAAAGAAGCAUUAUUUGAUAUUGCUCGAGCUAUGUCAAUUUAUCAAUCAGAAGAAAUAAUAAAAGAAUUAUUCUCUAAAUUAUUACCAUUGUGUGAGUCUUCUGCUGAUAAAGGAAAAAAAGUCAAAAAUAAUCUACAAAAGAAAGGUUUCAAAAUUAUUGAAGAUAUUUUGAAGAGUGAUAAACAAGGGUGCAAAGAAUUUGUCAAAAAUAAUAGAAAACAGAUACAGUCUGUGGUUAUGAAAUCACUUAAUACUUCUGCAGAUAACUCCCGAGCAUCCCGGUUAAGAUCUUUAGAAUUAUUAGUGAAGUCUCAGCCUCUAUUAGAUUGUGAGAGCAAGUUGGUCAAAUCAUGUAUAGCGGAAGCAGUACUUAGCACAAAAGAUAUAAAUGCUAAAUGUAGAAAAUGUGCACAGUCUCUUCUGGUCACUGUAGGAGAAACUAUAGAAUCCAAAAAGAAUAAAAGUGGAUUGUCUGAUUAUAUCAAUAUUAUGAUCGCUGGUUUAGCUGGAACACAACAAAUGAUUGCAGCCACAUUACAAGCACUGGCUUGUGUAACAUUUCACUUUUCAGGUUCUUUGGGAAAAGAGACUUUAGACUUCUUAUUAACACAAGUUUGUACAUUGCUAGCAUCACCUACAAGAGAAAUCACUAUUGCUGCUGUGAAUUUUAUAAUUGUUUUUACUAAAGCAUUGCCUUCUCCUCAAGUGGCUUUAUAUUUGGAACAAAUUAUGAAAGCUAUAAGUUCCAUGACAGAUGAUUGCAAAAGACAUGCUCGUUUAGAAAUUGGAAAAUUAUUAACCAGGAUGUGUAGGAAGUACUCUGCUGAAACUUUAACAAAACUUACGCCUGGCGAUGAUGUUGUUACACACAAAAGACUUAGAAAUUUACGCAAGCUUCAAUCUCGUGCAAAACGUUUGAAAGACAUGAAGAAAAAUCAAUCUGUUGAAGAAGAUGAUGAACUAAUGGAUGUCAGACCUUCUGCCAAGAGCAUUGAAGAAAUUUUAGCAGAUUCUGAUUCAGAUGAUCUAUGUGAUAAUGAUCAGCCAAAAACUACAGUUCGAAAACCAAAAAAAAAUAAAGGAAAAACUCUUAUACGUGAAACAGAGGACAGUAUAAUUGAUUUAGUGGAUGCCAGCGCUUCAAGCAAAAUAUUAUCAUCUAAACCUGAGGUAUCAAAAUUACAUAAUAAAUCAAAGAAUGAGCCAAACCGCGGAUUUAAAACUGCUGAUGAUGGAAGAUUGCUUAUUGAUGAUCUUGAAGGUAGUGAUAGUGCGGAUGACGAAAAUCCUAAAAGCAAAAGUAGAGUUGCUUUAAAUAUGGACUCUGAUAGUGAUAGCGAUGAUACAUAUGAAAAACCUACUUUGGGAAAACGUAAAAGAUCAGAUGUCCAAAGCCUAAAAUCUAAUUUUAGUGGCACAUCCAGAGAGCCAAAAGCUAAGUAUAAGGCUGGAGGUCACGGUAUUCACAGGUCACUUUCUGGUGCAUCAGUGAAGUCUGGGGCUUCAGGAUUCUCAUAUAAUUCUGCUGCUAACUCAUCAAAAUCCAAUGCUAAGUUUGGAUCUGAAUAUAGAUCUGCAAAAGCUGCUGGUGAUGUCAAAAAGAAGGGUCGACCGGACCCUUAUGCUUAUUUACCUUUGAUGAGGAGCACCUUGAAUAAAAGAAAACGAGCCAAAAAUGCUGGACAAUUUAGGGGCAUUGUUAAAUCUGCCAGAAAAGGAGCAGCAAUUGGUUCAAAAUUGAGAAAAUCAAAGAAAUUGUAAGUUGUUUUCUUUGUAAAAUUUGUAUAAACAUAGGAAUAAGAACAAUGUAUGUGA